AGUUUUUCUUCAGUUAUUAUUUAUUUUACCAUUAAAUAUUACAAGUUUCUCCUGGAUACUCGGGAGUUUGUGAUAUUGUCCUUUCCAAUCUGUCAUAGUAAUUUUAAUUUGGUAUUGUCAUUUUGUAAACCGAAAUAAUAAAACGUGCGUGCAAACUCGCUUUGCUACUCUUUGAAAGUUUAAGGCCCCGUGGUCUGCGGCGUAUUAUUGUGUUUAAGUGAUUUUAAAGCAAGCCCCACGUUGUCAUUAAAUUCCUUAUCAAUAUUAAGUACAUAAAUAGUUCAUCUCUAAUCUCGAUAUCUCAGUAUAGCUGCGUUAACUACGGGCAACAGAGCGGUGGGCAGUUGUCCGGUGCUGAUGAAAUCAAGUAUUACACUUGAAGAAGUAGUGAAUAAAUUAGAUCACGCCGCGUUACCCCUAACAACCAGAAUGCCGAACAUCAAAGUAUUCAGUGGUAGCUCGCAUCCUGACUUAGCUCAGAAAAUCGUAGACCGACUCGGCAUCGACCUCGGCAAGGUGGUAACCAAAAAAUUCAGUAACAUGGAAACGUGUGUGGAAAUAGGUGAAUCUGUACGAGGCGAAGAUGUUUAUAUUGUGCAAAGUGGAAGCGGUGAAAUUAAUGACAACUUAAUGGAGCUACUUAUUAUGAUAAAUGCUUGUAAAAUCGCAUCGGCGUCGCGCGUUACCGCUGUUAUUCCUUGCUUCCCAUACGCCCGACAGGACAAGAAGGAUAAGAGCAGAGCUCCUAUAACAGCUAAAUUGGUCUCUAUGGUAUUAGUCGGUGAUGUGAAAGACCGUACAGCUAUACUAGUUGAUGAUAUGGCAGAUACAUGUGGAACUAUUUGUCAUGCGGCAGAGAAAUUAAUAGAGGCUGGUGCAAUAAAGGUGUAUGCCAUACUCACUCAUGGUAUCUUCUCUGGACCAGCAAUAUCUCGCAUUAAUAAUGCCUGCUUGGAGGCUGUAGUGGUAACAAACACGAUCCCACAAGAAAGGCACAUGCAAGACUGCCCUAAAAUUCAGUGUAUUGAUGUUUCUAUGAUGUUGGCGGAAGCUGUGCGUCGCACACACAACGGAGAAUCUGUCUCAUAUCUAUUUUCUAAUGUUCCAUAUUAGUUUAAUUUAUUUAUUAAGGUUCCAGCACUGACAAUGUUAUUGCUUGUGUUUGGAUGUAAUCAUAAAUUUGUUUAUGGCAUGCACUUUUAUUGUUAAACUUGUUUAGUUGAAUUUGACCUGACCAACUUGUUAAAAACAUUUUUGUUAUAAAGCAACAUUAAAGUUUGAAUGGGUACAAAGUUCCAAAACUGUUCCGAAUUUAAUUGUUACAAUGGAGCAUUGUUAAAAGACCUCACUUUCCGAUACUUUAACCUCUUUUAUUGUUUUUUAUUAAUAAUUCAAUUAAAUAAAGAAAACAAUAUUGUGUUUCACCCAGACCCAUAUUUUUUAUCUAUGAAAGGUUUUGAAAAAAUUGUUGAAACUAGUAUAACUAUGAAAUUAUUCAUUAUUUGGUCAUUUCAAUGUUUUAAAAUGUAGUUAUUUUAUAAACAACCUAAAGUUUAAAUCAAAUGCAAUAUAAUGACAACUUAAUUACAUGAGGAAAAUUUUUAAACCUUGCAAAUAAAUGGUUUUAGGUCAAUCCUUGUUUAAAAUGCAAUAAAUUUCAUUUCUACUAACAAUUCUAAACUUUAGUUUUACAAUAUAAUCUCAUAAGUUAAAUGUAAGGAUAGUAUCUAUUAUUUAGUAAUCAUUAAUUCAAAAAUAUAUUUUUUCCUAAAUAUCUGAGUUUGUACUUUUUAAUUGGAGAAAGAAGACAAAUAAUUUGAUAUAAGGAGUUUUCAUUUAAUUUUAAUUUGCAUUUAUGCAUUAGAUUUUAGUGCAUUCAUCUGACAAAUUUCAUUAUUCAAAAGACAUUAUUAGAUUUUAAAAAUAGAUGUUAUGUUGAUAUGUAAGCUUCUUAAUUUGUUUUCACAACGUAAUUGGUAGCAACAAUAAAAUUUAAGGCUUGUGUAGCUUUCAUAUUAUAUAGAAAUAACACAUUCACUGCCAACUGGCCUGGCGAUCACUUUGUACAGAAAAAUCUUGGCAUGGAGUGUGUUAAUAUUACUUUGGGUAGUAAAUGAUGACUUUUUUGAUUUUUAAAUAAUUGUUCAAUAUUAAAUGUGGGUAGUAUUAAAAUGUACCCUCAUUACCAGUGAAAGUACCAAAACGAAUUAUUUUGUACUACUUAUCUGAGAUUGUCAUCUUUUACUAUACCAAUGAAAUGAAAAACAUUUUUGUACGCAAGAAAUUUUUUCUAAUGCAUUGGCUGUGCGCCUGAUAUUUGUAAAGAGAUUUUUCUAAAUUUGUAGUACCAUUAUGUAUAUUUGGUCUAUUCGAGAAUAUUUAGGUAAUAAAAAAGCAAAUUGUCAUUCUC
Papilio polytes (common Mormon) is the source of this 2410-nucleotide messenger RNA. It is a transcript of the gene Prps, whose product is annotated as ribose-phosphate pyrophosphokinase 1-like. Gene Ontology annotation, molecular function: magnesium ion binding; ribose phosphate diphosphokinase activity. The transcript has 2 exons. Gene Ontology annotation, biological process: purine nucleotide biosynthetic process; 5-phosphoribose 1-diphosphate biosynthetic process. Gene Ontology annotation, cellular component: cytoplasm; ribose phosphate diphosphokinase complex. Lineage: Eukaryota; Metazoa; Arthropoda; Insecta; Lepidoptera; Papilionidae. The coding region runs from base 358 to 1113 and encodes 251 amino acids. The record is from RefSeq and is a predicted model, not a curated record.